AUAUAUAUAUAUCAAUACUUAAAGCGGUUUUCUGUGCACCAAAAACCUUGUGUAAACCUUCUGGUUUGUUGAGCUUUCUGUUGUUUUGCGCAUCAUCGCUUCACCAUGCCUGGAGAAUUGAGGGACGAAUUCGACAAGGAUGCCCGACGGAUGAAGCAGGAACUAGCCAGGAACUUUGUUGCUUCUAUCGGAGGAAUGGAGGAGGAAUCCCCCAAGGACGGAAGAUCGAAGGACGUAGCUGCCUUGGUCGGAGGAACGCAGAAUGUAUCCACCGAGAACGCAGAAUCGAAGGAUCUAGCUGACUUGGUCGGAGGGACGAAGAACAUAUCCACCGAGAAAGGAGAAUUGAAGGAUGUAGCUGCUUUGGUCGGAGGAACGAAGAACGUAUCCACCGAGAACGAAGAACUGAAGGACGUAGCUGCCUCGGUCGGAGGAACGGAGAGCGAAUCCACCGAGAGCGGAGGAUCGAAGGACGCAGCUGCCUCGGUCGGAGGAACAGAGAGCGGAGGAUCGAAGGGCGUAACUGGCUGGGUCAGAAGAACGGAGAGAGGAGGGUUGACGGAUGUAUUCUCUGAGGAGGGAAAAGAGGAGGACGAAUCAAGCCUGUACGGCUUCGAGCGAGAGGAAAUGUAUAAAAUCCAACUUGAGGGAACGGUUAGACCUUACCAGCGCCACUUCUUCCUUUGUCACAGGACUUAUGACACCUGGCCGGUAUGGUUCAAUCAGAAGUCGGCCGAUCUGCUCCCUCAGUUGUUUACCAAUGAGCACCUAAUGGCCCUAAGUAAGGCUCCUAUGGAGAACCGCCUGACUAUAUGCGAGAGAAACAAAUUUGCGAGGAUCUACGAUGGAGAUGUCCUCAUAUUUCCUGACAUGCACGUAUACAGGCGCAUGAAACCCGCACAAAUCAGAGGAUUUGUAGAUGAAGUGAUGAUUAGGGGCAAGAGGUGGUCAUCUGGGGAGUUGGAAGAGUUGACUGGUUCAUAUAUCUUUAUAUGUGCUCAUAAAUUUCGAGAUAGAAGAUGUGGUGCUUGUGGCCCAGCAUUGAUAAAGAAGUUCAACCAAGUGAUUGAAGCCAAGGAUUUGAAACGUAAGGUGUUUGUGAUGGGCUGUUCACACACAGGAGGAAACAGGAAUUCAGGCAGCUUUGCAGGCAAUGUGAUUAUUUUCAGUCGUGAUUCCAAGGGAAAGAUUGCUGGCAAUUGGUAUGGAUACGUUACGCCUAAGGAUGUUCUUGAAUUAGUUGAGAAACAGAUCAUAAAGGGUGAAAUCGUUGAGAGGCUUUGGAGGGGCCAAAUGGACACCACUACCAGCAAAUAUGAUUACUCAAGUGAGGCCUUACUUGAUAGCCACAACCCACCAAAAAGAAACACCUCCUGGAUUCCGACUAUUUUGUUGGGCAUCAUUUCAGCUGCUACGAUUGCUUAUGGCAUCUACCGAAGGAGGUGAAGCUUUCUUUAAUCUCUUUGCCGUGCUUACAUUUUACAAUAAAGAAAGAGCUAUAGUAAAUACUAAUAAUAGUACAAGUAAGUAGUCAUGAGUCUUGACCGUUGGCAAGAUUGAUCUCAUUAGAAGUUUCAUUACUCUGUUUUUUUUUAGCCUCUUGACAUUGAUAAUGCAGAUGCAUAAGGAGGGCAAUUGCAGUUUUUGCAAUGUAUGCUUCUCAAGAUUUUGAGCAUAUAAAUACACUAGUGAGUUCUCCAUUUUGGCAAUGAAACUUUAAACCCUAUAUAUGUUAAUACUAAUACAAUCCUAGAAUAGGAUAUGUGCCUACAAUAUAUUGUUCUAUUUAGUCUUAAUAGUUAGGUUGGAUCUAUAUAACCACC
Molecule: messenger RNA, 1823 nt
Organism: Andrographis paniculata
Lineage: Eukaryota; Viridiplantae; Streptophyta; Magnoliopsida; Lamiales; Acanthaceae
Exons: 5
Coding region: 106-1446 (446 amino acids)
Source: RefSeq, a predicted model, not a curated record